AUGUCUGAUCAGCGCAUUUCGGUGGCGGUGCGCAUCCGUCCUCCCAUCGAGCGUGAGCGCUACGAGCCCGUGUGUGCGCGAAAGGCGGACGAUGACCAGACCAUCAUCAUCAAAUCGGAUGAAACCUCCUCCAGCGUCGGCGGCACCUCCGCCUUCCAGUUCGACUACGUCUUUGACGAGACGGACGAUCAGCUGGCCGUGUACGAAGAGUCGGUGCAGGAAAUGGUCGACCACGCGUUGUCAGGGUUUAAUGCGACUGUCUUCACCUACGGUCAGACCGGCUCCGGUAAGACCUUCACCAUCUUAGGUCAGAUGUCGCCGGACGGGAAGGUCAACGACGUCUCGGGUAUGUUCCUGCGCGUCUUCGACGACCUGUUCACCUACAAAGAAUCCGUAAAGGACCGCAUUCACAUCCUCAUUACGCUCUCGGCGAUGGAGCUCUACGUCGAGGACGUCAUGGACCUGCUCUCCAACAAGAAGAAGCUGAAGCUGCGUGAGACCCCGGAGGAGACACUCACGAUGGGCAUCAGCGUUGUCGAGGUACACACGAUGGCGGACGUGGUGCGCAACUUCCACAUUGCGAACUCGUUUCGCUCCGUCACAGCGACGAAGAUGAACGACACCAGCUCGCGCAGUCACGCCCUCUUUUUCAUUGACCUCUUUCAGGUGCCCGCUGAGAAGUCGCCGCAGUCGCCGGUGCUGUCGCAGCUGGUGGACGCCAACGGCUCGCCGACGACGCAGGGGUGCCCGGGUAUCAUCCGCUCCCGCAUUGCGCUGGUCGACCUCGCUGGAAGUGAGCGUGUGAAGCGCUCGGGUGUUACCGGGCAAGCGAUGGUGGAGGCGCAGGCCAUUAACAAGUCCUUGUCGACUCUCGGCACUGUGAUCAAUGCCAUGUACACACAGAGCCCGCACAUCCCGUUUCGCGAAUCGAAGCUGACGAAGCUGCUGAAGCCGUGCUUCGUCGAAACCACUUCCCGUCUGCUGCUGAUUGGUCAGGUGGCACCGCCGUCGAAUAGCGCCUCGGAGUCGCUGGGCACGCUGCGCUUUUGCGAUCGCGUGAAGGGCCUGAAGGCAGGUCAAGUGAUGGGCUUCACCAGCCCCGAGGCGGAGGAAGCCUACCUAAAAUCAUGUCGACUGAACGAAGAACUGCUGGCAGAGAUGCACAUCCUUCGCGCCCAGUACUACUACGAGCCUGCCAACCUGCUGGGCCUCGCCGCUGCCCACGGUGUCCCCCUCGAGCAGGAGAAGCAGCGCGUCGCUGCAGAGCUGCAGGCCGGUGCGGCGGACGUCGUAGCCCGCAAGGAGCAGGAAGCGCUGCUGAAGGCCGAAGAGGCCGCCAACGCGGAGCGCGACACGGAGGUGGAGAAGUUCGUCCUGCACAUGAACGGUCUCAUCGAGGAGUACGAGCAGGUCGCCCGCAGCGUGAAGAAGGAGAAGAAGGCGCAGAAGAAGGUCCACGAGGAGCAGGAGGCGGAGCACGAGGCGCGGCUGCACGAGGCGAAAAAGGCGAAGAAACAUCGGCUGAAGAUGGAGGAGGCGAUGGCGGCGGCCCAGCUGCAACUGCAGACAAUGGACGAGGAGGCUCAGGGACUCGACAUUCAAAUUGAGAUGGCCCAAAAAGACGUCGCGGCAGCCUCGCUUCGCGACGACGAUGUCGGCACCUCCAACGCCGCGGUGGACUCCGCCGUGGAGGAGGCGACGCAUCGUCUCGUCGAGUCCUUCUACAACCAUGCCACGGAGCAGAGCCGGCUGUACUCGCUCUACGUCUCUCGGCUCGGCGCCACCGGUCGUGAGCGCUCGCAGGUGCGUCGCAUGAAGCUGAUGAGCUCGACGUUGGUGACGGAGGGCACGCUGCUCUACGACCUCAUCGCCUUUCUCGUGGACCGCGCCGUGGACACCGCGGAGGGCGACGUCACGCAUGGCGCGAAGUGGGGCUGGCACGACGUGGACGGGCUCAGUCAGCGCAUGCUCUGCGCGGACGAGAUGUACCCCCCGCUGCUGCCCUCCGAGUUCGAGCCCCUCGACGCCGACGCCCAGCCCUGUGCGGAGGAGGCGCACGACAUCACCUUUCUCAGCUCCGACGAGAGCGACGACGAGCACUCGCACCACGCAGCGGAGUCGCGGCGUAUUCGCCAAAUACGCGACGCCGCGGUAGCUGCGACGACCAACGGCACAGUCACGUCAAAUAAGAAACAAGAAGACAACGGGAACGCCGCGGCUGAUAGCAGCGGCAGCGCGGACGAGUCCCCUGCCGCCGCCCCGCCGGCUCACUCAUCGGAUUGGUUGAACGACGGCAUCGUGGGACGGACACCGCCGGCGCUGCAGGGGCUGGAGGCCGGCGCCGUCCCUGCGACCGCCACCACCCGCCCCCGCCACCACAAGAAGGGGGCGGACGGCGCAGAGGCGUCAAAGAGAGGGAGGAAGUCGCAGCGGAACAGCAGCAGCAUCACUGUCGCGGCAGCACCACCAGCAUUGCCAGUGGCCGACACCGCCGACGCCACCAGCGUGGGCGAGGAGGAGACGGAGGAAGGGGAGUCGGUGUCGGAGUCGAGCGGGACGGAGUCGACCUCGUCGGACGACCUAUCCGCCGACUCCGACGACGAGCAGGCAGCGGAGCGCCAGAAGGCACGCAACGCUGCGCCCAAGAAGAAGAAGGCACAUCAAAAGAAGAGCGAAAAGCGGAAGAAGGAGGCAGAGGCGGCCGGCGCGACGGUGCCGCCAGUGGACGCGCCGAACCCAUCGUACCAGGCGAGCGACGCCCGGGCGCUGAUGAAAGUCUACGACUCGCCUACACUCGUGCACGACUUGAUUCGCUUCCUGCGCGGCGGCUCUCGCAUGAUGAAGCACUGCCGCCGCGGCAAGCCGCAUCAGCGCAUCUUCUGGGUAUCGACGCAGCGGGGAAAGAAGGAGCUCUUUUGGAAGGCGCCGGACUCGCGCAGCGCCGACCAUGCCUGCAUCCACCUCGCCGACGUCAGCUACAUCCAGCUCGGGUGCUUUAGUAAAGUCUUUCACCGCCACCGCAUUCUGCCCAGCGAGCCCGCCUUCUUCCGGGCCUUCACGAUCGGCCUGCGGCACGGCGGGCGCACAGUGGACAUCGUCGCCGAGACGUUGCCGGACUACGAAGCGUGGGUGGUUGGCCUCGCCCACCUCGUCGGCGUUGACCCGGUCUGGGGCGGCAAAAUUGAUCUGACGAAGGAAAUGGGCACGGACAGGCUGACGUACUUUGAGUCUGGCUGCUGCGAGGCGAACUACAUUCGCCCGCUGCAGUACUUGGAGCUGAAAAAGCGGGUCCAGCACGUUGCCACGCGCACGAUGCAGGUGCUAAGUGAGUGCGGCAACGACGCGGCGAAGGCGCAGGCCAUCCUCGGCGGCAUCCACCUGCCCGCAGUGAAUGAGAAGGGGGCGGUGUACAUGACAAAAGGCGAGCUGCGCUUCUUGAUGUCUGACACCUUCGACAUCUUCCGCAUCUCGCGGCUGUGGAUGUUGUUUCAGCAGAUAAAUUUGGUCUACGACGACGCCUUUACGCCCGCCACCGCGUUUGGCAUCACGCAGCGUGAGGGUUAA
This is a messenger RNA of Leptomonas pyrrhocoris, 3564 nucleotides long. RefSeq names its product putative kinesin. Gene Ontology annotation, biological process: microtubule-based movement. Gene Ontology annotation, cellular component: microtubule; kinesin complex. The transcript has a single exon. The coding region runs from base 1 to 3564 and encodes 1187 amino acids. The record is from RefSeq and is a predicted model, not a curated record. Gene Ontology annotation, molecular function: ATP hydrolysis activity; microtubule motor activity; ATP binding. Lineage: Eukaryota; Euglenozoa; Kinetoplastea; Trypanosomatida; Trypanosomatidae.